UGAUAGGAACAGCAAUGCGUAAGACUGUUAAAGUGAAUGUGGCAAGACAAGCUACCCAUCCAAUAGUCAGAAAGAUUAUUACAAAACACAAAAAAUUUUUUGCACAUGAUGAAGAAGAAAAAUGUAAAUUAGGAGACGUGGUAAGAAUAGAGGCUUGUAGAAGAUUAAGUAAAAAUAAAAGCUUUACUGUUUCUGAAAUUAUAAG
Entrophospora candida is the source of this 205-nucleotide messenger RNA. Lineage: Eukaryota; Fungi; Glomeromycota; Glomeromycetes; Entrophosporales; Entrophosporaceae. The record is from the annotation of a GenBank genome assembly.